This is a messenger RNA of Nannospalax galili (Upper Galilee mountains blind mole rat), 5541 nucleotides long. RefSeq names its product period circadian regulator 1 (gene Per1). Lineage: Eukaryota; Metazoa; Chordata; Mammalia; Rodentia; Spalacidae. Gene Ontology annotation, biological process: negative regulation of transcription by RNA polymerase II; circadian regulation of gene expression; entrainment of circadian clock by photoperiod. Gene Ontology annotation, cellular component: nucleus; cytoplasm. The transcript has 23 exons. The record is from RefSeq and is a predicted model, not a curated record. Gene Ontology annotation, molecular function: transcription corepressor binding; transcription cis-regulatory region binding. Bases 1080 to 4946 code for a protein of 1288 amino acids.
UCCAACCUAAUGGGCCACUUUCAGCUCUGGCGCUCAACAAACCAAUAAUCCACCUUUCUUGUCGCUGUUCACCCCUUCCCUGUCCCUAGGGACCUGGUUGUUCAACUUAACCCUUCACCCCUUGUCUGUACUCCUUAGUGACUCACCUUUGGUCCUGCUCUGCCCCUCCGUCCCAGCCAUCUCAGGCUCUACAGCCCACCAUUAGCGGGCCUGUCCCUAUCCCCUUAUCGUCGUCACUCAGGGGUCCUCAGGUUUGCCACGGCACCCGGACCCUUUGAGGCUUUCAGCACUCCCCGCCUUCCUCCCUCCACUUCUUGGCCUCACGCCGGUCGUGAUGUCAGCCGCUUUGAGCUGGAACAUCCCGUUCCCGGCGCUGGUUCCUGCUGUUGGCCACAGCCUUCCCUUUUCUCCAGGCGCUGAGAAAAUGCUAGGGAUGGGGGUGUGGUUAGACAGGGAGUAGAGGAAGAACUCUAUGCUAGUUAUUGGGCAUGUCCUACCUAAGGUUUUGGAUGCGGGUGGUACGGUUAACUAGAGAAGUAGGGGACUAGGGAAGAAUCCAGGGUCCUUAUCUAUGGCAUGUGCUGGCUUCAGUCCCGGUGGUUGAGAGGAGGCAGAGGCCAGAGAAAGAAAAAGCAGUGUCUUGACUAGAAUGACCAGGUGAGAGCUGGGGGCUUUUGCCGGGAGAGCAGAGGUGGUGUAUUUCGUCUUUGGGAGGCUAGAACCAGCUCCCGGAAUCCCUAUAGUUCGCCCCUCUUCGCACCGCCGUCUGGGUCCCGGGGAUGUGUUAGGACGGACGAUCCACUGGAUAGGCCAGCCAGUGUGGGAGUGGGUCGUUCUCCCACUUCCUCAGGGGACUCGCUCCCGCCCUUCCGUGGUCCCUCCAGCAACCGCUGAGCUCAGUGACUGACGUCGGUUUCCCUGGCGACCGCAGCAGUAGCGGAAGCCUGUGGUGCUGUGACUGAAUUUGUCAGCCCUCAGACAGCCGUCCUACCUCCUUCAGCCAGGCCUCAAGGCCCCUUUGUGCACGUGUGGUGGCCUCUUUACCUUCCCUGUUUUGUUGUCUUCCUUAUGGCCCAGACAUGAGUGGCCCCCUAGAAGGGGCUGAUGGGGGAGGAGACCCUAGGCCCGGAGAAUCUUUUUGUUCUGGAGGAGUCCCAUCCCCUGGGGCCCCCCAGCACCGGUCUUGUCCAGGUCCCAGCCUGGCUGAUGACACCGAUGCAAACAGCAAUGGCUCAAGUGGUAAUGAGUCAAACGGGCAUGAGUCCAGGGGUGCAUCUCAGCGGAGCUCUCAUAGCUCCUCCUCUGGCAAUGGCAAGGACUCGGCCUUACUGGAGACCACUGAGAGCAGCAAGAGCACAAACUCUCAGAGCCCAUCCCCACCCAGCAGUUCCAUUGCCUAUAGCCUCCUGAGUGCCAGCUCAGAGCAAGACAAUCCAUCUACCAGUGGUUGCAGUAGUGAACAGUCAGCUCGAGCCAGGACCCAGAAGGAACUCAUGACUGCACUUCGGGAGCUCAAGCUUCGGCUGCCACCAGGGCAUCGGGGCAAGGGCCGCUCUGGGACCCUGGCCACACUCCAGUAUGCCCUGGCCUGUGUCAAGCAGGUUCAAGCCAACCAGGAAUAUUACCAGCAGUGGAGUCUGGAAGAGGGUGAGCCUUGUGCCAUGGACAUGUCUACCUAUACCCUGGAGGAAUUGGAGCAUAUCACAUCUGAGUACACUCUUCGUAACCAGGAUACCUUCUCGGUGGCUGUCUCUUUCCUGACAGGCCGAAUCGUCUAUAUUUCUGAGCAGGCAGGUGUCCUGCUGCGUUGCAAGCGGGAUGUGUUUCGGGGUGCCCGCUUCUCAGAACUCCUAGCUCCCCAGGAUGUGGGCGUCUUCUAUGGCUCCACUGCACCAUCUCGCCUGCCCACUUGGGGCACAGGGACCUCUGCAGGUUCGGGCCUCAAGGACUUUACCCAGGAGAAGUCUGUCUUCUGUCGAAUCAGAGGAGGUCCUGACCGGGAUCCAGGGCCUCGAUACCAUCCAUUCCGUCUAACUCCAUACGUGACCAAGAUUCGAGUCUCAGAUGGGGCCCCUGCACAGCCGUGUUGCCUACUCAUUGCAGAGCGUAUCCACUCAGGUUAUGAAGCUCCCCGGAUCCCCCCUGACAAGAGGAUCUUCACCACGAGGCACACACCCAGUUGCCUCUUCCAGGACGUGGAUGAAAGAGCUGCCCCGUUGCUGGGCUACCUACCCCAGGACCUCCUGGGGGCCCCAGUACUCCUGUUUCUGCAUCCUGAGGAUCGACCCCUCAUGCUGGCCAUCCAUAAGAAGAUCCUGCAGCUGGCGGGCCAGCCCUUUGACCACUCCCCCAUCCGCUUCUGUGCCCGUAAUGGGGAGUAUGUCACCAUGGACACUAGCUGGGCUGGCUUUGUGCACCCUUGGAGCCGCAAGGUGGCUUUUGUGUUGGGCCGCCAUAAAGUGCGCACGGCACCCCUCAAUGAGGACGUCUUCACUCCCCCAGCCCCAAGCCCAGCCCUGUCCCUGGACUCUGACAUCCAGGAGCUCUCAGAGCAGAUCCACCGGCUGCUGUUGCAGCCUGUACACAGCUCCAGCCCCACAGGGCUCUGUGGAAUUGGUCCUCUGAUGUCUCCACGUCCUCUACACAGCCCUGGCUCCUCCAGUGAUAGCAAUGGGGGUGAUGCCGAGGGCCCUGGGCCUCCCGCUCCAGUGACUUUCCAGCAGAUCUGUAAGGACGUGCAUCUGGUGAAGCACCAGGGGCAGCAGCUCUUCAUUGAGUCUAGGGCCAGGCCUCCACCCCGGCCCCGCCUCCUUGGCAAGGCCAAAGGUCUUCCCUGCCAGUCCCUAGACCCAGAGCUGGAGGUGGUCCCUAUGCCCAACCAAGCCCCAUUAGCCUUGGCUCCCGAGGAGGCAGAGAGGAAGGAAGCCUCCAGUUGUUCCUACCAGCAGAUCAACUGCCUGGACAGCAUCCUUAGGUACUUAGAGAGCUGCAACAUCCCCAGCACAACCAAGCGUAAAUGUGCCUCCUCCUCUUCCUGUACUGCUUCCUCUGCCUCUGAUGAUGACAAGCAGAGGACAGGUCCGGUCCCUGUUGGGGCUAAGAAAGAUCCGUCGUCAACAGUGCUGUCUGGGGAGGGGGCCACUCCUCGGAAGGAGCCAGUGGUGGGAGGCACCCUGAGCCCUCUCACCCUGGCCAAUAAGGCAGAGAGCGUAGUGUCCAUCACCAGUCAGUGUAGCUUCAGCUCCACCAUCGUCCAUGUGGGAGACAAGAAGCCCCCGGAGUCGGACAUCAUCAUGAUGGAGGACCUGCCUGGCCUAGCCCCUGGCCCAGUCCCUAGUCCGGCCCCCAGCCCCACAGUAGCCCCUGACCCAGCCCCAGAUGCUUAUCGCCCAGUGGGCCUCACCAAGGCCGUGCUAUCCCUGCACACACAGAAGGAAGAGCAAGCUUUCCUCAGCCGCUUCAAAGACCUUGGCAGGCUUCGUGGACUUGACAGCUCUUCUGCCACCCCCUCAGCCCCUGGUGAGCGAGGCUGCCAUCAUGGCCCCGUGCCUCCUGGCCGCCGACACCACUGCCGAUCUAAAGCCAAGCGUUCACGCCAUCACCACACCCCCCGGGCUGAAGCUCCCUGCUGUGUCUCCCACCCUUCACCUGUGCCCCCUUCUGGCCCCUGGCCCCCUCCACCAUCUACUACCCCCUUCCCAGCAGUGGUCCAACCUUACCCUCUCCCAGUGUUCUCUGCUCGGGGAGGCCCCCAGCCUCUUCCUCCUGCCCCUACACCUAUGCCCCCUGCCACUUUCCCUACCCCCCUGGUGACCCCAAUGGUGGCCUUGGUGCUUCCUAACUAUCUAUUCCCUACCCCACCUAGCUAUCCAUAUGGGUUAUCUCAGGCCCCUGUUGAGGAACCCCCAACUCCUGCUUCCCACUCACCUUCUCCAUCCUUACCCCCACUGACCCCGAGCCCCCCUCAUCACCCAGACUCCCCCCUGUUCAACUCAAGAUGCAGUUCCCCACUCCAGCUCAAUCUGCUACAGCUUGAGGAAUCCCCCCGCACUGAAGGGGGUGCUGUUGCAGGAGGCCCUGGGAGUAGUGCUGGGCCCCCACCUCCCACUGAGGAGGCUGCUGAGCCAGAGGCCAGACUGGUGGAGGUAACUGAAUCCUCCAAUCAGGAUGCACUUUCAGGCUCCAGUGACCUGCUGGAGCUACUGCUGCAAGAGGAUUCUCGCUCUGGCACGGGCUCUGCAGCCUCAGGCUCCCUGGGCUCUGGCUUGGGCUCCGGGUCUGGUUCAGGCUCCCACGAGGGGGGCAGCACCUCAGCCAGCAUCACUCGCAGCAGUCAAAGCAGCCACACGAGCAAAUAUUUUGGCAGCAUCGACUCUUCAGAGGCUGAGGCUGGGGCUGUUCAAGCCAGGACUGAGCCUGGGGACCAGGUUAUUAAGUAUGUGCUUCAGGAUCCCAUCUGGCUGCUCAUGGCCAAUGCUGACCAGCAUGUCAUGAUGACCUACCAGGUGCCAUCCAGGGACAGAGCCUCUGUGCUAAAGCAGGACCGGGAGCGACUCCGGACCAUGCAGAAGCAGCAGCCACGGUUCUCAGAGGACCAGCGGCGGGAACUGGGUGCUGUGCACUCCUGGGUCCGGAAGGGCCAGCUGCCUCAGGCCCUUGAUGUGAUGGCUUGUGUGGACUGCAGUAGCAGUAUCCAAGAUCCUGGCCACUCUGAUGACCCACUCUUCUCAGAACUGGAUGGACUUGGGCUGGAGCCCAUGGAAGAGGGUGGAGGCGAAGGUGGUGGUGGUGGUGGUGGUGGUGGUGAGGGUGAGGGUGGUGAGGAGGCCCAGGCCCAUAUUGGGGUUAAGGUCUCAAGCUCCCAGGACUCUGCCAUGGAUGAAGAAGAACAAGGUGGGAGCUCAUCUAGUCCAGCGUUACCUGCCACAGAAAAUGGUACCAGCUAGACUCCAUUUUGGGGCCACUUGUGGCAGUCCAUGAGAGGCUUCCUUUUUGACCAUCUUGUGGUUCUCAGGACUCAAGAUGUGGCUGGACCAACUAGUAGGAAACUGCCCCAGCUUCUCCCAGUAUAGGGGGCUGGACCCCCAUCGCCAGCCCAGGAUCCAGGCAAUGUCUCUAGCUUCUUAGCAGAGGGUGGAAGUUUUCAGUCCAGCCUGGAAGAUUGUCACUUCCUACCCUAGUGAGGAGACCUUUUCCUCCUUUGGGUAAGGUUGCUGACAAGCUGUGGUCUUUCCAAAUCCCAGCUGAGCCUGAGUCCCAGUCCAAGGGUUGGGGCUGCACUUAUUUAUUGGGGGAGACAGCUCACUCUCCCACCUCCUCUCCAGAUGGGACGAGGGGAGCCUGGGGCCCAAGUGGGACCCAGGGGUUUUGAACCCCUAGCUGCUCCAGGGUGGGGGAAGUUGGUGGACCAUGGAGUCCCUGGUGCUGCCCCUCAGGUGGGAUCCAGGCGUUCUCAGCUCUACCCUCUACCAAUGGCAUUUGUGUUUUUGAUAUUGUGUCUGUUAUUUUUUUAAUACAAAAAGAAAGAAGGGAAAAAAAACA